AUGGGAAGACUCAUCAAGAAUCACCUCGCCCGUCUCAUCAUCCUCACUGCUGCUACCUACCAGAUAGCCGCUGGGAUUCAUGGAAUCUUCUGGCCUAAGAUUUUUUGGGACAUGUGGACAAAAACUCUAGAUGUGGCGGUUAAGCCUGCUCCAAUUCUCCAAAUCUUCAAUAUUCUAUUCGGAAUAAUGGGGGUUUGCUGGGAAUACCCACUACCGCUCAUUAUUCCCAACACUGCUUUCCACCGAAGUAUCGCUGCUAGACUUGCACUAUAUCCUCUCUCCAUCCUCGCCGCUGCUCUUCUCUACCAGGGAACAAACGCUGCGAUUUACUACCUUGUUGGGCUUGCUAUGUACUUUUGGGCUUACAGUGAAGGCGAGACUGUUUGCAUGCCAUGGAAGCUUCCUGAGCGUGCUAGGCCCGGUGCCAACAAGGCGUAA
Molecule: messenger RNA, 438 nt
Organism: Morchella importuna
Lineage: Eukaryota; Fungi; Ascomycota; Pezizomycetes; Pezizales; Morchellaceae
Exons: 3
Coding region: 1-438 (145 amino acids)
Source: RefSeq, a predicted model, not a curated record